AUCGUAUAAAACUGCAGCUCAUAUAAUUGCGCACAAACACAUGCAAACAUAUACAAUAAGAAAUAAGAGAGAAACGAAGAGACUGACUGAAAAAUAAGAAAGAGCGAGAGAGCGAUCGAGAGCCGAGAGAGACAGCCAGAAAAGAAACAGAUAGAUGGAGAAAAAGGACAAAAAAACCCGUAAUAUUACCACAAAACAGUUAUGAUAAUUAAUAGAUGAAAAACAGAAGAGAGAAAACGAAGGAAAAUAUAAACGUGAUAAGAGGAACCGAGAGAGAGAGAAAGAGAGAGAGGGAAGGAAGGAGGGUGGGAGGGCCAGCUGGCAGGUGAGCUUACACAGGUAUCAUGGCAAAGGGAGAGGAGCAGUGAAAACAAACCUGCAGCCGCCAUGAGCCAGUUUAACCCCGGUCCUCGAGUGGUGACCAUUUACAAGACUGACACGGGAUUCGGGUUUAACGUAAGAGGUCAGGUCAGCGAGGGAGGUCAGUGGCGGCCGAUCAAUGGUGACCUGUACCCGCCCCUGCAGCAUGUUUCGGCCGUGCUGGAGGGCGGCGCGGCGGAACAGGCAGGCAUACGGAAGGGCGACAGGAUUCUGGAGGUCAAUGGGGUGAAUGUGGAGGGCGCUGAGCAUCGCUAUGUGGUGGAACUCAUCAAGCAGGGCGGCGAUGUACUCAGACUCACCGUCAUCUCUGUCUCUAGGAAGGAGGCAGAGAGGCUGGAACCGAGCGAGGAGACUUCUGGGUUCUCGUACAUAGACUACAGUGAGAAGCGAUCUCUGCCCAUUUCCAUCCCAGACUACUCAUACAUAGAGGCUGGAGGGGACAAGUAUGUGGUGUUCAAUAUCUACAUGGCUGGCAGACACCUGUGUGCCCGCCGCUACAGGGAGUUCUCAAACCUACACAAUAAUCUCAAGAGGGAGUUCAUGGAUUUCAACUUCCCUAAACUCCCUGGAAAGUGGCCCUUCUCGCUUUCAGAGCAGCAGCUUGAUGGACGUCGCCGAGGCUUGGAGCUUUAUCUAGAGAAGGUGUGUGCGGUGAGGGUGAUAGCUGAGAGUGACAUCAUGCAGGAUUUCCUCAAUGACUCAGAUGAUCAUCAGGGUAACAGUAUUCGUGUGGACCUGAAGGUGCUGCUGCCAGACAAGAGUGUGGUGACGGUGACACAGGCGAAGAACGUGUUGGCCCAUCAAGUGUACCAGGCUGUGGUGGAGAAGAUCAACAUUCCACCCGAGACAGCCAAGUGCUUUGCCCUCUUUGAAAUUGUGGAGUACAACUUUGAACGAAAAAUCAGUGAUGAUGAGUUUCCCCACAACCUGUACAUCCAGAACUACAGCACAGCCACAGCCACCUGCCUAUGCAUCCACCGGUGGAUAUUCAACCCACACAGAGAGCUGCGACUGUGUGCCUCAGACGAUAUGGCGCACACCUGGCUCUUCUGGACAGCGGUGGAGGAUGUGAACCGGGGGCAUGUCAAGCCCACGGACCAGUUGUACCAGCUGAAGGCCUUGCAGGACGUGGCUAGAAAGGAACAGUAUCUCCAGGUGGUGCGAGGCUGUGAAGGUUACGGGGACAUUGUGUUCCCUCACUGCCCCUGUGACUCAAGGAAGAAGGGCCAUGUGGUCGCCUUCGUGGGGUACAAGUCCUUCAGGCUGCAGGCGUGUAAAGAGGACGGCUCAUUACAGAGUCAGAUAAUUGAUUUUGCCUGGUCAACGAUCGAGAAGUAUGAAGUGGAUGAUGAGGCGAUGGCGUUCUGCUUCCUGUACCGGCAAACAGAGGAACUCAUCAGAUGGGUCAAGAUCUUCACACCAUAUUACCACUUCAUGGAGGAAUGCUUCCAGCGGGUGCAGGAGGAACACCAGUGGACGUAGGGAGACAGGAGCUGUAGAGUGUAAGACCUGAAGUAUGCUUGUGUGUGUGUGUGUGUGUGUGUGUGUGAUGCUAUGGUGGUGUGCUGGACAUGAUGUGAGGACUUCAUUGGCAUUCGUUGAGUGAUAUCUGAACACAUGUAUGUGUCGACACAUAAACCACUGUUUGAAUGUGAGCGGUUAAAUUUUUAGGAAGUGUUGUGUUUAUAUUGAGAGAAAAUGAGUAAUUCUUUUAACAGACUAUCUUGGAAGUAGGUGAGAAAUCUUGGCUGAGGCAUGGUGGUCAGCACUGCCCAAUACUCAUCUUGUGAAGUCUCUGUCCCCUUACUGGUCUAGGAGGGCCAGAGAAACUUCAGUUUUUAUGUUCCGAGUCAUGGUUACUUUUUACAUUUUAACCUGUCAACCAUAACGUUGUGUUUCAUUGCAACCAGGUAGGAUAUUUAUAAGGCUUCAAAAUUCAGCAAGAAAUACGUGUGUGACAUUUGUAUGGUUUGUGAGCUUAUGGCUCUAGUCAUCUGACCCUCAAGUCACUUUAUCCUUUGUUGAGUGUGUAUGUAACUCCUGCUGCAGUCACUUGUCUCCCAGUACAGCUCUUCGUUUCAGAACAACACGUCUGUCAGACACUCACAUUGCUCAGACCACACUACCCAUGAGUGCACAAAGUCCUGCCCCGUGUAUCCCCUCGACCAGUACCUUUGGGAACAAGUACUGUACGUAUUCUUGUACUCGCGACCUGACAAUUACACUUGCCGUCUAUCUGCCUGUCCCUCCUCCUGUCCCUCACUUCUCUCCGCUGUUUCCUGAGAGACGAGAGAAGUAGUACGUGAGCAGUCCUCAGCCAGCCCAAGACUGCAAGCAUUUGGCUGGAAGUAAGAUGUAAUCUAGUACACAGAAGGCAAAGAAUAUAUUUUUAUCUUAAAGCCAGUUGUCACGCUCCAAUUAUUAUUGUUGUUUUAUAAAAUAUACUAUACAUAGCAAUAGGUAGCUGAGAUAUAUGUAAUGGGAUUGAGUGUUACAUGAUACAGUAUAGCUUGCUGCUUGUGAUGAGCUUGCCUGUGUGGAAGGCAGGAGUCAAGAGAUCAGUGUGUGUGUGAAGUGAAUGGUGUGCACAGGAUACAGCCUGCUGGAGAUAUUAUUUGGAAUAGCAUAUCUAGGAGAUACUAUGUGUGUGUGUGUGUGUGUGUGUGUGUGUGUGUGUGUGUGUGUGUGAGUGUGAGAGAGUGAAUGAGUAAAUGAAAGACACUUGUGAAGGAUUGUGUAUUUACUGUUUUGAAAAGACCAAGAAUGUAAGUUGCAGGAAUGUAUUCUGUAGCUAAUUUAUAGAUGACAGUGUGGAUAUAUAUAUAUAUAUAUAUAUAUAUAUAUAUAUAUAUAUAUAUAUAUAUAUAUAUAUAUAUAUAUAUAUAUAUAUAUCUGCACUUGUUUACUACUUUGAAGUCAUUGAUGGUUUUGUUCCAUGAAGUUGUACUCAUUGUUAUAGAUUUACAUAUUUUCUUCCAAUAUGAAGUGAUGAUAACAAGAGCAGUAUUCCCAGCCAGCCAGCCUCACUAGUCUGUCUGUUCAGUAAGUCGCCACAAGUUAAAUUGACGUGCCCCAAAUAUUCACGCAGCAUCCUCACAGGCUCACCGAGUGUCAGGUGGUGGUGGUGGUGGUGGUGGCGGCGAUGACAAGCUCCUGCCUGAUGGUGUUGGUGGUGGUGUGUGGCAGCCACCUGUUUUACGUGAUAUGCUUUGUAUGAGUCCUCCAGUCAUAGGUUUACAUAACAUAUCAGCCCCAGUGUUAUAAUGGAUCUUAAGUUUGAAGUUAGUCCUGUUUAUUUUAUAUCGUAAUAAUUUCAACAUGGCAAUAUAUUAGAACCUACGCAAAUACCAGGGACACUUAUGCACGCAUCGUCUCAUGCAAAGUGUAAUGUUUUGUUGUCCUACUACUGUUGUUAUUGAAGCUCACUUGCUGUCAGGAUGGAAUCUGGCACUCUCAAGAGGAAUCAUGCACUGUGCUGAUGCCACUGGGACACGCUCCUCCCAGGACACCGUUACUUACUCAGACAGUUUGGGUUUGGGUUUCCUCGUAGACAUUCCACACUCGUCCCCGAUAAAUGUGAUGAAAACCUUUCGUGUUACGUUCGGCCUCUUAGCUAUUUAUUUUGUAUUGACCCUUUUGGUGGCUCAGACAAUAGGUAUGAAGAUUUCAAGAUGCAUUUCCCUUCCCCUUGAUGGACUAAGCUUCAUAACAUUCUCAGUAGCAAUACAGUGAUAUAACACUAUAGUCACCUGAAGACUCCACACACCUGUCACAGCCACACUCCUACAGCUUAGCUAGGUUCAUGCACCAAAGGCCUCCUGUUCAUGCAUUUUCACCUGGGCUUUUACCUGGCUUUCCCUCCUUUUCUGUGUAGCAUUACUUUUCUUGAUAAAAACUGUGUUAUAUUGAAAAAUACCUGUGCCAUAGAAGCUACUGGUUAUAGAUGCUUAAAACUAGGAGGAUGUUGGCAUUUGGUGUUACAGACAUAGAGAGUUAGGAACUGACUAUCCAAUCAUGUAUUUUUCUAUUCAGAUCAGAGUGAGUAAAUCCUUGUUAAUCAUCACCCACAACACAAGAGGGAUAGAUUUAUUUUAUCACUGCAGCUUCUUGUGUGUCUAUCAUGACUGACAACUCAGUGAAAUACCAUGAUAUUGUAUUUUUUUUAUUUUUGUUUCUCCCUCUCUCAUUUCACUGAGGUUAGCAUUACCAAAGAUUCUAGGAUGAUAUACAUUGACAUAGGAGAGCUUUGUAAUAUUGGCUCUUUUAUGGGUUUUAUUUGAAAUAUAAUAUAUAUUUUUUCUUUACCUAGUUUGUAUGACACACCUACACGUAUGAAUCAAAAGCAUCUGAUUGGUGAGCAGACACUGAAAGUUUAAAUUGUGAUUCACUAUGCAGGUUUUAUUUGCAAGUUUCAACUUUUUAUAUUUUUUACUUGGAAACAUUUAAUUAAAUGUAUUUUAUCCUGUAUGUAUUUAAAUUGUCAAUACUUCCUUAGUAAUAACACUAAUUAUGCCAAUUUAUGUAACAGCACCAAUUGUAAUUAUAACAAUAUGCAUGCAAACAUUUGAUGUAUAUAAUUACAUGCCAUAUUUAUGAUCCAAGGUACUGUGUACCUAUUAAAUCAUCUACAUUAAUCAUGUAUAUAUACUAUAUAUCUAUGAA
Messenger RNA from Portunus trituberculatus (swimming crab), 5043 nucleotides. It is a transcript of the gene Snx27, whose product is annotated as sorting nexin-27-like. The transcript is spliced from 10 exons. Lineage: Eukaryota; Metazoa; Arthropoda; Malacostraca; Decapoda; Portunidae. Bases 388 to 1863 code for a protein of 491 amino acids. The record is from RefSeq and is a predicted model, not a curated record. Gene Ontology annotation, molecular function: protein binding; phosphatidylinositol-3-phosphate binding. Gene Ontology annotation, biological process: signal transduction; intracellular protein transport. Gene Ontology annotation, cellular component: early endosome.